Messenger RNA from Bipolaris victoriae FI3, 1134 nucleotides. RefSeq lists its product as hypothetical. Lineage: Eukaryota; Fungi; Ascomycota; Dothideomycetes; Pleosporales; Pleosporaceae. The coding region runs from base 1 to 1134 and encodes 377 amino acids. The record is from RefSeq and is a predicted model, not a curated record. The transcript has 6 exons.
AUGGAAGGGAAGCAAAACAUUGACCUUGCAUCCUUCAACCUCAAGCAUCACAAUGACCUCCUCUGGUCAAUCAACUACAAAUACGAUUACAUGCCAAAAUACAAACCGUCCUUGCCGUUUCUGAUUGGCUUAUCAUCAUUUCCUGAUCUCGAGGCCGAAAGGAUCAGUGUUGAGUCUAUCAUCAACAUCCUUCCUACUCCGACUGAAUAUCCGAUCAAAACUAGUGAGGCUCUUAGCAUCAACAGCUUACCAAUAUCUCCCACUGAUGCGAAACCUCCAUGGCAUUCUUCGAUCCACCACGUAAGACAGAACAUACAUUGGCAAACGGUUGUCGAAGCAUCAAAAGUGCUGCUAUACAACAUUUCUUCCGACCAAAACGCAACAACUAGCAAAAAUCGACUCAAACUUCUUACCGAGAUGAACGCCUACUCCUUUAUCUUUGAUUGUGUAUGGGAGAUGAACGAUAAAGUUGCGACCGAAUUCGUAUCGCGCCUCAAAGCUUGCGUGCCCGACAGUGAGGAUGAAUCUGUAUCUGCCCUGCAAAAAGCCAUGAGAACCACAAUUAAGGGUCUUUACGACGAAGACGGCAUCAUUGGCAACGGAGGAGCAGAGGUCAUUACGACUUUGCAAGAGUUCAUUAAUCACCCCCCGCCACCCGCUACAUUCAACAGCCUUCGAGAAUACCUCGACUAUAGGACAAUCGAUAUAGCCGUCUCUUACACCGUAGCAUGCGCAAAAUUUUCUCUCAACUCAACCGUCGACACUACAAGCCCUCGCUUCGCCAGAUUCAUUCGGCUCUACGCCGACCACCUAUCUAUUGCCAACGACCUUGCUUCUUUCGAGCGGGAGAAAAGAGCCUAUGUCAAGGGCAAGGCGCACUACCUCUUGAACACAGUAGAAGAAGUCCGCAAGAUGUGCUCUCUCGACAACGACGAAGCUGCCAAAUUUGCCACGCUGGCUAUCCAGAUGGAAAUAGAGCGCGAAAUGGCAAGAGAACUCUCGCGUCUGGAUGCCGACCGCGAGACUUCGUAUGCGGAGAGGGAGCUUCUGAGUGCGCUGGUGUUUCUUGCUGGGGGAAACGUGAUGUGCUCGGUUAUUAUGUCGCGAUAUGGGGGUGAACGGAGUGCGGUUUAG